Messenger RNA from Juglans microcarpa x Juglans regia, 1639 nucleotides. RefSeq names its product kinetochore protein NUF2 homolog. Gene Ontology annotation, biological process: mitotic spindle organization; kinetochore organization; meiotic chromosome segregation. The transcript has 12 exons. The record is from RefSeq and is a predicted model, not a curated record. Gene Ontology annotation, molecular function: protein-containing complex binding. NCBI's taxonomy places the organism in Eukaryota, Viridiplantae, Streptophyta, Magnoliopsida, Fagales, Juglandaceae. The coding region runs from base 134 to 1477 and encodes 447 amino acids. Gene Ontology annotation, cellular component: kinetochore; Ndc80 complex.
CUGCGCACCUCACUUUCAGAUUCGAUACUUCACUUCUCAACUCACAGUUCACCAGUUCUCAGUUACAGGGUUCGAAGCUUCUCCUUCAUCCACGCCGCCGUGAGUCCUGGCCACUCCGCCGGCCCCCUAACAGAUGUCGAAGUUCGAGUACCCAAUCAUGUCGCGCGGUGAGAUAGUGGCAAUCUUGUCGGAGUCCCAGAUCGCCAACAUAUCCGAGCACGAUCUCUUUAACCCCAACCCGGAUUUCAUCUCCGAGCUCUACACUCGUCUCCUCUUCCACAUCGACGCUCUCCAUGAGGAAGAUCAUGGGCAAUUGGAGUUCGCAGCGCUCGAGCAGCUUGAGAACCCGGACUUCCAUGUUGAAUCUGCUCGGAUCAUGAAGCUGUACAACAGGAUAAAGGAGGUGCUGGCCUCGACAGAUUGCCCCAAGAGAUUUACCCUCAAGGACCUGAUAAGACCAGAUACCGACAGGACUGAAUUUUUCCUCAGUGCAAUUCUCAAUUUUGGUCUUCACAGACGGGCAAAACUGGAUUUUUUACGUCCAAUUGUGGAUGAAGUGAACCUUCUGGAGGAGCAGCAAAGAGAGUGGGAGGCUAAGAUAUCUCAGUUGAAUGCAGAGAUUGAGGACUACAAUGAAGCAAGAGAGAGGGAGUUGCCCCUUGUUCAGGAGGUAGAUGCAAAAGUUAAAGAAUUGCGUCAAACCAUUGCAGGACUUAACAAUCACCAGAUGUCAUUGAGAGCUUCUUUUCGCAAGCUGAAGGAGAAGACUGGAGAAAUGGACGAGAAGAUUUCCAAUGCCGAGUUUGUUCUAGUGCAAAGUGUUCAAGAAAAUGCAAACUUACGUUCAAAAAUUGUACAAUCUCCAGAAAAGUUACAGAGGGCUUUAGAGGAGAAGAAAUCAGCUCGGGAGGUGGCAAAGAACGCUGAAAAAAUAGCAAUACAAUCUUAUCAGGAUAAGAAUGCCAUUGUUGAGCUUUAUACAAAGGUGUUCAAGAAAAUGUUCAAGCACUUUACCCAGAUGCAAGCCAUACAAGAACAGGUAAACUCAGCCAAAUCCAUUGAAAAGGACUUCAAGGCUUUAAAGGCUAAACUGAGUGAUGAGGGAAUGCUGGAUAAGUCACUUGAGGCUAAAUUGGUGGAACGACAAGGCAAAGUUGAACAGUUGGAUGAAUUAAGAAAGCAGUUGGAGAAGGAAAGAGAUCUAAAAUGCGAGGAGGCUACGAAAGAGUUCAAUAAUACUAAGUUGGAGGUGGAAUCUAGGAGACGUGAUCUAGAAGCUAGACAAAGGAAUGUUGAAGCUGUGGUUUUUGAGGUGGAUGCUAUAAAUUCAAGGGCUAAUUCAGUAAAAGAAUCUGGAGCAGCUAAAGUGCAGGAGUUAAUUAAAAAAUCUGAGGAGAUUGUGAAAGAGUUUCACCACUAUGCAAAAUCCAUUGAGGUCUUGCUGCCUACAAUAGAAGCGGAAUCAAAUUUUGAUUGAGUUGAUGUUGGUAGCAAAGCAUAAGGUAAAUGAGUUGAAAAGAGUCUUGGAGAUGCAAAAGAGUCGAGAUCUGGAACCACUUUUUUAUUGUAGAUAUGUGAAUCUGGUAUUGGCACAAGAGCAUGAGAGUUGUUUGUGAGCAAAGGAUGUUCUUGAAGGUCU